CUGGUCGAGCUGCGCCCGGCCUGGAAGCUGCUUCGGUUCCUGGUUCCCACCCGGGUCAAGAGUGACACCUGAUCCCGGCGGAUUGUGAAAUGGCAUGAGGUGGCAGCUUGCCGGAGGUGCCCGCUGAGUCCUCUCGGCGUGGGCCGGCCCCGCCCCCGCCGCCCGCCCCCCGCCCCCCGGGCUUGCCCGCGCGUUAAAUCCCCCCCAUCGCUGCGCUGCGGGCGCCUGCACCGCACACCUGCACCGCACACCUGCACCUCACACCUGCACCGCCGCGCCAUGCCCGCCCGCAGCCUCGGCCCGCCCGGGGGCCCGCUCCGGGGCCUGCUCCUGGGCCUGCUGCUGCUCGGCCUGGCGGCCGCCGCCUCCACCUCCACCUCCACCUCCGCCUCCACCUCCACCUCCACCUCCGCCUCCACCUCCACCGCGGCACCAGGAGUAGAGAAAGCAGGUGUGUGCCCCCCGCUGGAGGCGAGCUCAAACUGCACGCAGGAGUGCCGCUCGGAUGGAGACUGCGCAGACAACCUCAAGUGCUGCCGGGCGGGCUGUGCCAGCGUGUGCCACCUGCCCAAUGAAAAGCCAGGCUCCUGCCCGCAAGUGGACAGUGGCAUCCCCCAGCUCGGGGUCUGCGUGGACCAGUGCCAGGCGGACAGCCAGUGCGCUGGGCAGAUGAAGUGCUGUCGCAAUGGUUGUGGGAACGUGUCCUGCGUCACUCCUGUCUGAGCUCCAGCCGCCACCAUCCGAGGAGUGGGGGACGGCCCCUGGGGCUCCGGCCCAGCGGCCUCCCUCUCCCUGGCCUCCGCACUCCCUCUGGCACAACUUCUUUCCACCCAAUAAAGUGACCACUUCCAGCACUGGGGGCUGUGGCCUCUGUCCUUCUCACUCACACCCUGCACCCCUGGCUCUGGGUUGAGGCGGGAGGAGGGUGGCCCCGGGGAGAACCCACUCACCAGGGCUCGUGCCUGGACACUUGGGGCUAUUGUGCCAGGGUGACGGAGAGCGAGUGGGGCUCUGGCGGGUGAUGGCACGUGCGGUCACCCCACCCUGCAAGGGGCAGGGGGACAACUAGGAGCAGCAGUGGGUGCUGUCUGGGAUAUCUGCCGG
This is a messenger RNA of Sorex araneus (European shrew), 1104 nucleotides long. It is a transcript of the gene WFDC2, whose product is annotated as WAP four-disulfide core domain 2. Bases 280 to 723 code for a protein of 147 amino acids. NCBI's taxonomy places the organism in Eukaryota, Metazoa, Chordata, Mammalia, Eulipotyphla, Soricidae. Gene Ontology annotation, biological process: innate immune response; antibacterial humoral response. Gene Ontology annotation, cellular component: extracellular region. Gene Ontology annotation, molecular function: peptidase inhibitor activity. The transcript has 4 exons. The record is from RefSeq and is a predicted model, not a curated record.